CAACUGAGAAACGCAGAAGCGGCGCACCGCUGACAGUCUGCCCUCCCUCGCUUCUCUCUCCUCUCUGUCAUCCUCUCCCUUCAGCAGUGGACACAUAUUCAACUUUGUGAACAGCCGCCGCUCGUGAAGGUACUGCGUCUUCGGCAUCACCAGAGAAAUGCACUGAGGGACGCAGAGGAGAGCACGCAUUGUUGUUGUCGAGGAACGUCAAAGAUUUACAGUGAAACCAUGAGGUCGCAGAGGAGGAGCCCAGGAGUGGUCGCGGUGCUGCAAUUGAUCACCUGUAUUUGUGCCUUAUAUACGACUGCUGCCACUGACAUCCCACUGGAGGUUUUCGGUCACGUAAACAUUGAGCAGCUGCCCACCAUCACAGCCCAGUCGCCCAGCUCUCUCAUUGCUUUCCCUUUCGACGAGAGCUUCCCCGUGACGUGUGAAGCCAAGGGGAAUCCCGAGCCAGAAUUCAGAUGGACGAAGAAUGGCCAGGAAUUCGACCCCUCUCUCGACCCCCGGUUAAUGAAAGAAGAGAAUUCUGGGACCUUUGUGAUACCCAAUAAUGGGAACCUUACAGAGUACCAGGGAAACUAUCGCUGUUACGCCUCAAACAAACUGGGGACCGCCAUAUCGAAGGAGAUUGAGUUCAUUGUGCCCAAUGUUCCUAAGUUUCCUAAAGAAACAAUCGAUCCUGUGGUGGUGGAAGAAGGUCAGCCUUUUACUCUGCAGUGUAACCCACCAUCCGGAAUACCCCCCCUGCAGAUCUACUGGAUGACUAUCAAUCUCCAGCACAUAGAACAGGACGAGCGCGUUUCAACGGGCUUAAACGGCGACCUUUACUUCUCUCAUGCGGUGGAGAAGGACAGCAGGAGGGACUACUGCUGCUUCGCCGCCUUCCCCAAAAUACGAACCAUCGUUCAGAAGACCGCCAUGUCUGUCAUUGUCGAGACAAAAAAAAGUGACUUGAGUCCCGAAGCUGCUAACGCGAUCCUGCAGAGAAGGCCCUCUCUUCUGACGCCCUCUGGUGACACGUCACAGACACAGCUGGUCAAAGGAGAGGACUUGAAAUUGGAGUGUAUUGCUGAGGGAUUUCCAACUCCACAGGUCGAGUGGGUGAAGAUGGGUCAUCAUCUCCCGCUGAAAGCAAAAAAGGAGAAUCAUGGAAAGUUGCUGAUCGUACCAAGAGUUGACCAGGAAGACAGCGGGAAGUACAUGUGCCUGGCAAAGAACGAAUUAGGAGAAGCCAUGCAUUACUUCACAGUGACAGUAGAAGAGCCUCCAGAGUGGGAGUUUGAGCCUGAGAGUCAGCUCAGCAUGAUCGGCUCAGAGGUGAUCAUCAAGUGCUCGGCCAGUGGGACUCCUCAGCCAACUGUGACAUGGAGGGUGAACGGUGUGCCUCUGCAGGACACGCCGGCAGCCAGGAAGACAUUCGAUGACACCAUAGUUCUGCAUAACGCCAAAGCAUCUGACAGUGCUGUCUAUCAGUGUGAGGCCUCCAACAGACAUGGGAAGCUGCUGUCCAAUGCAAACAUCAUGAUUAUGAAUCUGCCCCCCAUGAUUUUGACCAAAGACGGGGAGGAUUACUCUGCUGUGGAGCGGAAGGGAGUUAUGAUGCACUGCAAGGUUUUCAGUUCUCCUCCUUCCACAAUCACCUGGAGCAAAGAUGACUCCUCUGAAUCUGUGGAGGGUCCCAGAUUUACGGUUCACGAUAAUGGGUCCCUGGAGAUCUACAGUGUUGAGAAAGACGACACGGGCCAGUACACGUGUUUGGCUAAAAACAUCGAGGGCUCCUCUGCCAUUGACGCUAUGCUCUAUGUGAAAGAUCCCACGAGCAUCGUCAUGGCCCCGGAGGACCAGCAGAUCUUAAUAGGUACCACGGCCCAGCUCUCAUGCCUGGCAAAGUAUGACAAGUCCUUCAGCAACGACUUUGAGCUCCUGUGGGAAAAAGAUGAUAUAGAGUUAGCCCUUAACUACACCGAGAAUUCAAGAUACUUAGUGGAGGAUGGUAUCCUUCACAUUAUCAAUGUCAGCCAAGGGGACCAGGGUGUGUACACAUGUGUGGCAAGAACCCCGGUGGACCAAGUCACGGCCUCAGCGCUGCUCAUGGUCUUAGAUGCCCCCGAUGCGCCUGAAAACUUGAUGCUGUCUGAAUACAAGAGCAAAAGCGUGAAACUGAAAUGGAUCCCUGGGGACGAUCACAACAGCUCCAUCACAGAGUUUAUCAUCGAGUACGAGGAAAACCAGUGGGAGCCUGGCAACUGGAAGGAGCUGCUUCGAGUACCCGGGAACCACAACUCGGCCAUGCUUAAACUCCACGGUCACGUCGACUAUUGCUUCCGCGUGUCUGGAGUUAACGCUGUGGGGAAGGGCCCUCCCAGUGAGCCCACAGAGAGAUACAAAACAGUCCCAGCAGCCCCCGAUAAGAACCCUGAAAAUAUCAAAAUCGAGGGUCAUUUACCACACGAAAUGGAUAUCAACUGGGAGCCCUUGUUGCCCAUCGAGCACAAUGGUCCUGGCCUUGAGUAUAAGGUGAGCUAUAGACGACAAGACGUGGACGAGGACUGGAAGGAGCACGUCGUCAAGAGACACUCAUUCGUGGUGAAGAACACUCCCACCUUUGUUCCCUACGAGAUCAAGAUCCAAGCCAAGAACCAUCAGGGAUGGGGCCCCGAGCCCAAGAUAGUGGCCGGCUACUCAGGAGAGGAUUUUCCCUCUGCUGCGCCUGAUGAUGUUGCUGUGGAAGUGAUGAACAGCACGCUGGUCAAGGUUAGCUGGAUGCGUGUACACAAGGACAAGCUACAUGGACAUCUGGGAGGCUACAGGAUAAACUGGUGGCGUCUGCGCAGCCUGGUGGACUCAAAGAAAAACCACGGAGACAAAAACACGCUGACAUUCCCCGGGGACCGGAACCACGGCACGAUACCGGGACUAACUCCUUUCUCCGAAUACAGUCUCAUUGUCAUGACCUUCAACGGGCGGGGCAACGGCCCCGGCAGCCAUCCCGUCAACUUCAAAACCCCAGAGGGAGUCCCGGAGAAAAAUCCUGUUUUCAGGGUCACAGAUGUUCAGAAACACACCGUCUCCCUGGUCUGGGCCCCACCACUGGAGCCUAAUGGGAUUCUUACUGGGUACCUCCUCGAGUAUCAGCUCAUUAACGACACAGAAGAGGUGGGACCACUGCAGACGGUCGACAUCAGCAACCCGAUGACCACCAAGCGGAUCCUGCGCGACUUGGAGCCCCUGAGCAAAUACAAGUUCUACCUGCGCUCAUGCACCACAGUGGGCUGCGGGCCUGUUGUUAGCGAGGAGUGCACGACCACCUUAGAAACAACUUCCACUAUGGCUUCCACUGUCGGCCUCAGCAAGUCAGCUUCCCCCACACCUCCACGCACUCCAAAGUCUCGAGUGACCAAACCCACUCGUUCCACCAUAGGUUUGGCCAGCAUCCAUGGAGGAAUAUCCACCCAGGGCUGGUUUAUCGGCCUGAUGAGCGCCAUUGCUCUGCUCAUACUCAUUGUGUUGAUCGCCUGCUUUGUCAACAGAAAUAAAGGCGGGAAGUAUUCCGUAAAGGAAAAAGAAGACCUUCACCCAGACGUCGAGUCCCAGGGCAUGAAUGACGACACAUUUUGCGAGUACAGCGACAACGACGAGAAGCCGCUGAAGGGCAGCCAGCGCUCGCUGAGCAGGGAGAUCAAGGCGGCGGACAGCGGGGACAGCCUGGUCGACUACGGCGACGAGGACGCUCAGUUCAACGAGGACGGCUCCUUCAUCGGCGAGUACGCGGGCCGAAAGGAGAAGAGGGUUUCCGCUGAGAUCAAAGCCACCACUCAGACCCCGGCGUGAGGAGCAAACAUCUGUCUUUUCUCCUCCACACAACCGCUUUCAUUCAAACCCCCCCGGGACGAAACAAAACACAGACAGACAUUAUCCACACUGAGCGCACGUUUUGUGUCAAAUGUGAUGUGUCGUCGCCAACUGCACACUGCACACUGCACACUUCUCAUUGUAUUAAGCUCUGUUUUGUCAAAGUUGCAACAACAUUCCUGAAAAAAAAGAAAAAAAAGGUGUAUAUACAGUGUAUAUUCUACGUGUGGAGUGUCUUUUUUUUUAUAAUUAUUAUCACACAAACCAUUUAUAGGGCUUUGAUUUUUUUCUUUCCAUGACUUCAGCUGUAUUUCUGUCUGUAGAAAACGAGUUCACUCUCCAUCCUGCAGCAGACCACACGCGGUAUCACGUGGAUAUUUUUCCAGUUGGAGCAAAUAUUACUGACCUUUUUGUAUUUGAAAUGGAUACAGUAAAUAUGUUGUAAGAUGUGUAUAAAGGUUGCUUAUUAACUUAUUUUUUUUCCAGUGGUUUUAUACCUGACAAGAUAACCAGAAAGUUGACAUAUCAUUUUAUAUCACAAGCAUCGAGUCUUGAACCAUAAACCUCCCUGUGAUGUUAGAGGAAAUUGUAAUUUAGUCGUUAUACUUUGCUUAUGAACAUUUAGAGCUAUUGGACAGUGUAAACUGCAAAAGAAAUGACUGUGUUUUGUAAGACUUCUCUAUCACUGGUCAUUACAGUAUGUUCCUGAGUAUACGUUAAUAAGAAAAUGACAAUUUAUUCCAGUUUAUAGACGAUUGAUGUGAAAUGUCUCACACGUGUAACCCCCUAUUUCUGGUUUUGGUGUCACAGUUUUAUACAAAAUGUUUGACAUAAUUUGGGAAAUACACAAGUUGCUUCCUUGACAGGGAACGCAUGAGACGGUUGAUACCAGUCUGGUGUCUGUGUUUCUGAAUAUGGUGUAUUGGUGUCCACUCGCGCGCGCCAUGCUUUAUUGUCCUCGGAAUGGGAACAUAAUUCACAAAAUCUACAUCAUGUUCUAUUGGGAAGAAGAAGAAGAGCUGAAACUAGUGAUUGAGACCAUUAACUCCUCAGGGACAUUUUUACUGACUGAUGUUGUUGUGACUCUGGGUUGUCCUCAGUAAGCAAAGUAGAGGACGACACUGACACUGAGACAUUUCUAUUUCUGGACAUAAGCAGACUAUUCCAAUCUUAACCAGUGAAGCAAGUUCAUCAGAGCCUCAUAUAAAGUCUUAGUAUGAUAAAAAGAAGACACUGAUAAACACCACUUGUGUCGGUUACAAUAACAGACAGACGUGAUGUCUAACAAAGCAAAAUAGAAAAUGGCAUGUAUUAAAAGAAACAAACAAACCGAUAAACACAGGGAAGCUCAAUGGAUUAUGACCGUUUUUACCGCUUUGUCUGAUGAACAAAGUAAAGAUGAUAUCAGAUGUAAAGAGAAGAGCUGAUCAUUUUUCUUCACUGGAAUUAUUGAUCCAUGUGUGGAGUGUUUUUUUUUUUCUCCUACUAAAUCACAUCAGAGGCUUCUCAGCAGUCGGAGUCACAGCGUCAACACCGAUUAAUAUCAGAGCUUGAAAAAACUUCAGAUUUAUUACGGGGGAAAAUCAGGAAUACUCAAGCAUUUACUUCAUGUGUGAAACUAUUAGCUGUUUUUUUUUUAUCAAUCCUUUUUUUUUUUUUGUUCUGUCCGAAUGACGAUCUGGUUGGUUAGUGGUUAACUCAGUGACAGGCGUGUGUCCAUUGUCACUGACCUAACCUUCUUCGGUUGGGUUUGGCAGAUUAGAGUUUCAACAUCCGUUACCAUGGCGAAGCAGACGCAGCUUUGUAGGAUCAAAAACCGCCGCAUUCAACUUGACGCUAUGUGGAUAAACGCAAAUCCUGCUUCAUAGUACGGGCUUCAGCUGAUACUUGUUGUUUCUCGCAGACACGGGAGUGCUAUCAACCUGCUCAUGGCAAGAAAGCAUAUUUUUCAAGAAUUGAAACUGAUACUCUUAGGGAUGUACUGCUCUGCUGUCCAAACUCUAUCCGUAUUUGUGCAGAAACAGGUUAGAAAAAAAUCGAAUUUAUAUGCAGAAGCCUAGAUAUUGCGAAUCCGCAGCAUGGGUCAUGAAAUACAAGCAUUUUGAUAAUCUUAAAUAUCUUUUCUUUUUCUUUCUUCUUACCAGAAAUGUCCAUAUCUGUUAAGGCCCCUUUGCGGCACAGAAAUCCUCUUAUUAAACGUGUUUGCAAUUCCAGAUACAUAUGAACGUCAACAGGAUGACGUCAUCAGUGUUAUAACUCAGAUUUAGCUGCAGAGCCACAGAGGACGGCGAGUAUUUUUAGGUUGAGUGGCUCUCGGCACUUUCAGGAAAACGUGAAUUUCGGUGGAGAAGAAAGUUCCAUCGUCCCUGUAAUGGAUCAUAUGGACUCUUGCGAUCAGAUUACUGUGAUUGAUCUGGCUGCAUGUUUGUCAUCCACCAACACUGCAUUAUUCCGUAGCGAGUGCUACCCCAGUCCUAACAAGCCUUACUCUGUUUAUUCAUUAGCACCGUGAUCACAACAGUCUCCAUGUUUUGUUUAAAAAAAGAAAAUCAUCCGUUGCAUGGGAAACAAAACAAUGUUAUUUGGUGUUUUUGAUGUCAUUAAAUUGCUUUACUUUCCUA
This is a messenger RNA of Solea senegalensis (Senegalese sole), 6476 nucleotides long. RefSeq names its product cell adhesion molecule L1-like b (gene chl1b). NCBI's taxonomy places the organism in Eukaryota, Metazoa, Chordata, Actinopteri, Pleuronectiformes, Soleidae. The record is from RefSeq and is a predicted model, not a curated record. The transcript has 29 exons. Gene Ontology annotation, molecular function: protein binding. Gene Ontology annotation, biological process: cell-cell adhesion. The coding region runs from base 229 to 3834 and encodes 1201 amino acids.